Mirounga angustirostris (Northern elephant seal) is the source of this 945-nucleotide messenger RNA. RefSeq names its product olfactory receptor 1D2-like. Gene Ontology annotation, molecular function: G protein-coupled receptor activity; olfactory receptor activity. The record is from RefSeq and is a predicted model, not a curated record. Gene Ontology annotation, biological process: G protein-coupled receptor signaling pathway. Gene Ontology annotation, cellular component: plasma membrane. NCBI's taxonomy places the organism in Eukaryota, Metazoa, Chordata, Mammalia, Carnivora, Phocidae.
AUGUCCAGGGGGAAGGAGAAUGGGACAGGAGUCACCAAGUUCCUCCUGCUUGGCAUCACCAGUGACCCAGAGCAGCGGCAAGUCCUCUUCUGGCUCUUCCUGUGUAUGUACCUGGUCACCGUGGCCGGGAACACACUCAUUAUCCUCAUCAUCGGCUCCGAUCCCCACCGGCACACACCCUUGUACUUCUUCCUUACCAAUCUUGCUGACAUCUGCUUCACCACCAACCUGAUCCCCAAGCUGUUGGUCAGCCACGUAGCAGGAACAUGGACGAUCUCUUACCCCCACUGCCUGACCCAAAUGUACUUUCUCAUCUCCUUUGCCAACCUGGACACCUGUUUGCUGGCGGCCAUGGCACUGGACCGUUGCGUGGCCAUCUGCCACCCCCUACAGUACCACACCAUCAUCUCCCCCCAGCUCUGUAGGGGACUGACUACACUCAUGUGGACGUGCUCAGGCCUCAUCGCUCUGGUCCACACAUUCCUCAUGAACAGACUGACGUUCUGCUCCUCUGCCCGGGAGAUCGCACACUUCUACUGCGAGGCCUACCUGCUGAUGAAGAUUGCCUGCUCAGACACGCGGGUCAAUCAGCACGUGUUCCUGGGCGCCGUGGUCCUGUUUGUGGCCCCCUGUGCGCUCAUUGUGGUCUCCUACAUCCGCAUAGCUGCAGCUGUCCUCCAGAUCCCCUACACCCCAGGAAGGUGCAAAGCAUUUUCCGCGUGCAUCUCCCACCUGUCUGUGGUCACCCUGUUCUAUGGAACUGUCCUGAGGGUAUACAUACGACCCCCCAACUCCUUCUCAGCCCAGGACACAGUAGCAACCAUCAUGUAUACAGUGGUGACCCCCAUGCUAAACCCCUUCAUCUACAGCCUGAGGAACCAGGACAUGAAGAAGGCUGUAAGAAGACUCUUCAGCAGGGGCUCCGAAUCCUCUAAGCGGUGGUGA